Molecule: messenger RNA, 1211 nt
Organism: Sesamum indicum (sesame)
Lineage: Eukaryota; Viridiplantae; Streptophyta; Magnoliopsida; Lamiales; Pedaliaceae
Product: thaumatin-like protein
Source: RefSeq, a predicted model, not a curated record
CGAAAGAUCACAAACAUAAUAAUUAGUACUAAUCCUCCUCCAGAAGCAAUGCAUAUAUACCCUUUGUGUGUGAAAAGAUAAAGUGAGAAGAAAAGGGAGAAAAUAAAGAACUCCAAGUUGGUGUUGAGCCCCUAUAUUGGCAGUAGCCUCCGCAAAAGCUUUGGGCUUUAAAUUCAGCACCGAGUAUAUGGCUUAGAUCAUUCAGCAGCACAACAUAAUAUCGAAGCUUGUUCCGUUUUCAAUUGCACUGUACUGAAUUUGCUGUUCAAGUUAAAAUGCCUGUUUUCACAUUUCUCUUCUCCACUAUACUCUGCCUGUUCCUGUUUCUCACCAGCACAAAUGGCAUUGGGCAUCAACUCAUCCUAGUAAACAACUGCAAGGAGAACAUAUGGCCUGGAAUCCUAGGCAGUGCUGGCCAGCAAACGCCAAAAGAUGGUGGCUUUCUCCUAAGCAGUGGCCAAGAAGUAGUCAUUGAUGUGCCUGAGAAGUGGUCAGGCAGAAUAUGGGGAAGGCAAUACUGCAACUUUGACUCAAAUGGGAAGGGCUCGUGUGUCACUGGAGACUGUUCCGGCCAACUGCAUUGCCAGGGAUUGGGUGGCGCGCCGCCAGCAACUGUGGUGGAAAUGACAUUGGGUUCAUCAACUUCCCCUCUGCACUUUUAUGAUGUGAGUUUAGUUGACGGCUUCAACUUGCCCGUUUCCAUGAAGCCCGUUGGAGGAGGUAUCGGGUGUGGCGUGGCGUCAUGUGAGGUCGAUUUGAACAUAUGCUGCCCUUCAGCUCUGGAGGUCAGGGUCGGAGGAAGGGUGGUGGGAUGCAAGAGCGCUUGUUUGGCAAUGCAAUCAGCUAAAUAUUGCUGCACGGGAGAGUACUCAAAUCCCAAAACUUGCAAGCCAACACUUUUUGCUCAUCUUUUCAAGGCAAUUUGUCCAAAAGCAUAUAGUUACGCCUUUGAUGACUCUUCCAGCCUCAACAAGUGCAGAGCUUCACGAUACCUCAUCACUUUCUGCCCUCCAAAAUGAAGAUAUUAUCACGUUGAACGAUCAAUUCAUCGUUUUUUCAAAGUAUUGUAUCAGCAUAACGUGCAGUAUAGCGUCACUCUGUUGUACUAGAAUUAAAAACCAUCUCCUGUAAUAGAUUUGAAGAGUAGCUCAUUGUCUACAUUCAUGUAUGACUUAGAAAGCAACUCCAAGAAUGCAUGUUCUUCCUUUUCA